Fonsecaea multimorphosa CBS 102226 is the source of this 579-nucleotide messenger RNA. RefSeq lists its product as uncharacterized. The record is from RefSeq and is a predicted model, not a curated record. Bases 1 to 579 code for a protein of 192 amino acids. Lineage: Eukaryota; Fungi; Ascomycota; Eurotiomycetes; Chaetothyriales; Herpotrichiellaceae. The transcript has a single exon.
AUGUCGCUAGCCAUGGCUCGUUCUCAAUAUACUGCGGCUCUUCUCGCCCUAUUCUUGGCUGCCUUUCCCUCCACAACUUUGGCUUCACCUAUAUCACACCUUUAUAGACGCGACAUGGGCACUGGUGCCAAAGCUGGUCUCGGUGUCGGUCUCGCGGUCGCCGCCAUUCUCUUUCUAGGGCUGGUUGCCUUCUUCAUCAUCCACUUCCGCCGCUCUCGACAUCUAGCCGCGGUCAACAAAGAACGCGCCAUCCUCGCGGGCGAGAAGAACCAAGAUGGCUCCGACAAGCCCGAUAAAUUCGCCCCCAACCCGCCCGAGAAGUCGGCAAUGCCUCGACGAAACAAAUCUGUGAAAGACCGACUCAUGGGACCACUGUACCGCGGCAGCACCAUCGACUUAAUGCCCAUCCCUAAAGCCCACUUCAACCCAAACCGAAGCAGCACCGCCACGACACAGACGGCUCACUGGGAUAACAUCGACGGUCAACCUUUCCUACACAAACCCUGGGCUGGCGGCGAGAGCUCCCCUCGGCCUAGCUUCAGCAGCAAGCGAGCGACCAGAAUGAUGAUGAUGAUGUAA